GACGAGUUUUAUAGCCAGGGGCCGCGCACGGGAGGCUCUUCUAAAGCUCCACAGCAGCGCAGAGGUUGUUCCACCUGAAGAGCAAGAGGAUGGACGCAGCAUACAAGAGAGUGAACGGAGACCACGGGCCCGAGGAGCCCGACACGGGGCGAAGGAGGAGGGGCUCCAUGUACCUGGAAGAGGAGACCAGCAAGAAGUCCGAGGUGAUCUCCUGCAUCUUCUCCCUGAAGGAGGAGGUCGGCGCCUUGGCCAAGGGCCUGCGGCUCUUUGAGGAGAAGGGCAUCAACCUGACCCACAUCGAGUCCCGUCCGUCGCGCAUGAACAAGGACCAGUUUGAGUUCUUCAUCAGCGUGGACGCCUCCUGCGCCCAGGCCCUGGACGAGGUCAUCGACAGCCUGCGCACACAGAUCAGCGGCCACGUGCACGAGCUGACGCGCAACAAACAGAAGGACACGGUGCCGUGGUUCCCCAACGACAUCCAGGACUUGGACCGCUUUGCCAACCAGAUCCUGAGUUAUGGCUCCGAGCUGGAUUCUGAUCACCCGGGCUUCACAGAUGCAGUGUACAGAGUCCGCAGGAAGGAGUUUGCCGACAUCGCCUACAACUACAGACACGGCCAGGCGAUCCCUCGGGUGGAGUACACGGCGGAGGAGAAGGCCACGUGGGGGACGGUGUUCAAGGAGCUGAAGACCCUGUACCCGACCCACGCCUGCCGCGAGCACAACCGCGUCUUCCCCCUGCUGGAGCAGUACUGCGGCUACAGGCAGGACAACAUCCCGCAGCUGGAGGACGUGUCCCGCUUCCUGCAGUCGUGCACGGGCUUCCGGCUUCGCCCGGUGGCCGGCCUGCUCUCGUCCCGGGACUUCCUGGCCGGGCUCGCCUUCCGCGUCUUUCAUUCCACGCAGUACAUCCGCCACGGAUCCAAGCCCACCUACACACCUGAGCCGGAUGUCUGCCACGAGCUCCUGGGACACGUUCCUCUGUUUGCCGACUCCAGUUUCGCCCAAUUCUCACAGGAAAUCGGUCUGGCCUCCCUCGCCGCCCCCGAUGAGUUCAUCGAGAAACUCGCCACUGUCUACUGGUUCACCGUGGAGUACGGCCUGUGCAAGCAGGGCUCCGAGGUCAAAGCCUUCGGCGCCGGCUUGCUUUCAUCGUUUGGCGAGCUGCAGUACUGCUUGUCGGACAAGCCCACGGUCCUGCCCUUUGACCCCGCCAAGACCAGCCUCCAGAAGUACCCCAUCACGGAGUACCAGCCCGUUUACUUUGUGGCGGAGAGCUUCGAGGACGCCAAAGAGAGAGUGAGGAAAUUUGUGGCCACCAUCCCGAGGCCUUUCACGGUGCGCUACAACGCCUACACCCAGAGCAUCGAGGUGCUGGACAACAGUCAGCAGCUGAGGAACCUGGCCGACAGCAUCCACAGCGAGAUGGACAAACUGUGCGAAGCCCUGAAGAAACUGGAUUAAGUGUGAAUGUUCUCUGAACCGAAAGCGCUCUGAGAAUCUCUGUGUUCAAUAAGGUUUCAGACGUCUUUUCUUUCUUUGUAGUAAAACAAAUAUAUAAUGGCAUUCUUACAGUGACAAUCAUAUCCGUAUUAAUAAAGAUAAUAAUAAUUACUAAACCCAGUGUGUAAACAUUACAAUUUAUGUGUAAUAUGAUGUAGAAACCGCAGAAGUGACGAUUUUCUUCAGCAUGCAGAUAUUUUUUUUGGCCACAAAACAUUAUGUUUUGUAUGUAUGGAAUGUUUUGAUGAAACAAUAAACAUUUCUCUUCUCUCUUUGU
Molecule: messenger RNA, 1779 nt
Organism: Gasterosteus aculeatus aculeatus (three-spined stickleback)
Lineage: Eukaryota; Metazoa; Chordata; Actinopteri; Perciformes; Gasterosteidae
Gene: pah
Product: phenylalanine hydroxylase
Biological process (GO): L-tyrosine biosynthetic process; L-phenylalanine catabolic process
Molecular function (GO): iron ion binding; phenylalanine 4-monooxygenase activity
Source: RefSeq, a predicted model, not a curated record